Molecule: messenger RNA, 2626 nt
Organism: Micromonas pusilla CCMP1545
Lineage: Eukaryota; Viridiplantae; Chlorophyta; Mamiellophyceae; Mamiellales; Mamiellaceae
Exons: 1
Coding region: 47-2626 (859 amino acids)
Biological process (GO): regulation of proteasomal ubiquitin-dependent protein catabolic process; protein K69-linked ufmylation; response to endoplasmic reticulum stress
Cellular component (GO): endoplasmic reticulum membrane
Molecular function (GO): UFM1 ligase activity
Source: RefSeq, a predicted model, not a curated record
ACGCGCCGGGCGGCGACCUCGGGUUCGCCCUCCCUCCCCGGGCGCGAUGGACGAGAUCCUCGCGCUCCAAGCGCAGCUCGCGAGCGCGCAAGACGCGAAGAGCUCCUUCCGUCUGAACGAGCGCAACGUCAUCGAGCUCGUGGGAAAGCUCAAGAAGCUGGGCUACCUGGACGACACGCUGAUGCACACGCUCGACGGGAAGGAGUUCGUCACCGUGGAGCAGCUCAGGAAGGAGAUCGCGGAGGAGGUGCGCGCCUCCGGCGGGCGCGUGCCCGUCUUCGACCUGCAGAGCGCGCUGAAUAUCGACGUCCAUCACUGCGAGCGCGAGGCGAAGUUCCUCGCCGCGGACGCGACCGCGGGGCUGUCGCUCGUCGAGGGCGAGCUCAUGACCCCGGCGUACUUCGACGGCGUCGCCGCGGAGGUGGAAGAAGAGCUCCGCGAGCUCGGCGUCGUCGCCGUCGCCGACCUCGCGCGCGCGCACGGCCUGAGCGCGGAUCUCAUGUCGAGAGCGCUCCGCGAACGCGUCGGCGACGGCGGAAUCGUCUCCGGCAGGAUGGAGGGCGGUCUCUUGUACACGCCCCAGUACGUCGCGCGGAUCACCGCGCAGCUGAGAGGCGCGAUGCGCGCGGCGCUGACGCCGACGACGCGCGACGCGCUCGUGACGAACGCGCUGCGCGGGUGCGACGGCGACGGCGACGGCGGCGACGGCGGCGGCGGCGGCGUCGGCGACGGACGCGGCACCGGCGCGGAACUCACCGGCUCCAUCGUCGGCGAGCUCGGGAAGAACGUCGACGCGAGCGGGCUGGACGGGGUGUUCCAGCGCGGGGCGUGGCAGCCCGCGGCGUACUCGCGCGCGCAGACCGCGGCGGUGGGGGAUUUAUACGCCACCGCGGGCAUCGUGACGAUCGACCAGGCGACGCGCAUGGGCGUGGAGAGACCGAGAGAGUACUUCGAGGCGCUGGAUCCGACCGCGACGCGCUUGGACGCGUCGUUCGUGUCCGCGAGCGUCGUCGAGCAGCUCGACUCCGCGGUGUGCGAAGCGCUCGGGAACGACGGGUGGUGCGAGUGCGACGUGUUCAUCCCGCCGGACUUGCCGAGCGGCGACGCCGGCGCGCUGUUGGCGGCGACGGCGACGGUCAAGUCCGGCGGCGGCGGCGGCGGCGGCGGCGGCGGCGUCUCUCGGGUCGGCGACCUCGGCGUCGCGACGAGGGCGUACCUGGAUAAGAUCGGCGCGCGCGCGAGGGAGUUAGGCACCGAGGCGGGGAUCGCCGCGGCGAAGCGGCGGCAGCUCGAGGCGAGCGUGAAGGUAGGCGGCGGCGAGACCGCGGAGAACGCCGGGAAGAGAUCGAAAAAGAAAAAGGGCGGCGGCGGCGGCGGCGGCGGCGGCGGCGGCGGCGGCGGCGGCGGCGGCGGGCGGCGAGGCGCGGACGACGACGACGACGGCGACGCGGACGCUUUCGCGAUCACCGCGGACGACCUCGAAGAAGACGACGACGACGGAGGUCGCAAGCGCGGCGGGAAGAAAGGCAAAGGCGGAAAGAGAGGAGGAAAUAAGGGUGGCGGCGGCGGCGGCGGUGCGGCGGCGGCGACCGCGGCGGCGACCGCGGCGACGACCGCGGCCGCCGAGGAGGACGACGACGACUGGAACGUCGACGUCCUCGCCGCUGAAGUCGCGAGGUUGACCCCCGACGCGUCCGAGACGUUCUGUCUCGACGUCGCGAAGCGCGCGUGGCCGAGCGCGACCAGAGCGCGCGUCGACGCGAUGAAGGCGGCGUCCGUCGCGGGCGACGACGCGAGGAGACGCGCGCGCGCGCGAGCGGCGGCGGCGUGCGACGAGAUGACCGCGCGCGCGCGAAUGUUCACCCGCGGCGCGGAGCUAUUACCGGACGACGCCGCGUCGCAGCGGCACUGCGCUAAGACGCACGUCGUCCCGCUCGUGGACGCGUUCUUCCGCGCGCACGCGGACGCGGAUCUGGACGACGCCGCCGCGGCCGCCGCGGCCGCCGCGACGUCGACGUCGACGUCGACGUCGACGACGUUCGCGGAGCUCUCCCCGAAACAGCGCGAGAUGGCGGCGAACUCGAUGCCCAAAGACGCGAGGUCGCUCGCGCUGACCCUCGCGACGGAGGCGACGUCGUGCAAGUCCCCCGGCGCGAUGUUAAAGGCGCUGGACGACCUCGCGGAGGCUCUGCGCGCGCGUCUCAAGCCGCACGAUAAAAAGGCUGAACGCCUCUUGGCGCGCGCGCACAAAAAGACGAUCGAGGACUCGCUCGCGACGUGCGUCGAUCCCGCCGCGGCGCUGCUGCUCGCGGUGCCGCUCGCGUUUUCGAACGCGAAGAACCGCGCGGUGGCGAUCAACGGGCGCGGCGUCGCGGCCGCGGUGAGGUAUCUGAGCGAGGACGCGAGAGCGCUGAGCGAGGACGACGCGUCGUUUUUGAAGACGUUUCACGCCGACGUCGCGGCGUCGCUGGCGGGUCCCGCGGGUCCCGCGGGAGCGGAAGUUGGAACGUCAACCGGCGCGCGAGAGACGGAGGGCGGCGAGAGUUUAGAGGAGAGACUUCCGGAGUUGAGAAGGAUCGCGAUGGAGGCGAAGAAGGCGAAAUCGGGCGGGGGAGAGGAGGAGUGA